Molecule: messenger RNA, 2037 nt
Organism: Penicillium griseofulvum
Lineage: Eukaryota; Fungi; Ascomycota; Eurotiomycetes; Eurotiales; Aspergillaceae
Product: flavin-containing monooxygenase
Exons: 9
Coding region: 1-2037 (678 amino acids)
Molecular function (GO): NADP binding; N,N-dimethylaniline monooxygenase activity; flavin adenine dinucleotide binding
Source: RefSeq, a predicted model, not a curated record
AUGUCUCAUCUACCCACUACCAAUGGGUUGCAAAAUGGUUCUGACUCUCUCCAAACGCCUGCUAACCGCGUUGCUAAUGGCGAGACCCCUCCGAACUGGAUUCCUUGUACCGACCAACCUGCUCUUGUGCUACGGAGACUAAGAAUAAUCUGCAUCGGCGGAGGCUGCUCGGGUCUGACACUUGCUCACAAGAUUUACCAUGAGUUGAAACUCGGCGAUUUUGUUGAAUUCAAAAUCUACGAAAAGAAUCCUCAGGUCGGCGGAACGUGGUUUGAAAACACAUAUCCUGGUGUCGCUUGUGACAUUCCGGCCCAUGCAUACACGUUUCCAUUCGAGCCCAAUCCAAACUGGUCCCAUUUCUAUGUACCUGGUCAAGAGAUCCAUGAAUACGUUCUACGAGCAACAAGGAAAUGGAAUCUGGACAAAGACAUUCAGUUUAAUACCCGAGCUAUCGAGACCGUCUGGGAUGAUGAGUUGGGAAAAUGGAAAGUGGUGUUGGAUCACGCUGGUACAAUCAUACAUGACGAAGCUGAUAUUCUGGUCAAUGCGUCCGGGGUUUUGAACCAAACCAACUGGCCUGACAUCGAGGGCCUAUCCAGUUUCAAGGGCAAGUUGUUUCACACUUCGACCUGGGAUAACACCUAUGACUGGUCAAACAAACGUGUUGCAGUAAUUGGCAAUGGUUCCUCCGGAAUUCAAUGCGUAGCUGCAAUGCAGCCGAAGGUCGCCCAGCUUGUCAACUUUGUGCGAAACCCGACCUGGCUUUCUGCCAACUUUUGUGCAAACAAGACAAGAGAUGGGAAUAAUUUCGCCUACACAGAAGAGGAGCGAACAGGGUGGGCGGAAAAUACCGAGGCUCAUUUCAGUGUCAAUGGGUUCUUUUAUGGAAUGUAUAAAGAUCACCCGAUGCAAGUGGAGUUGGAAAAGGUUUCCCGCCAACAGAUGGCGGAACAAAUGAAAGGAUACUCCGACCCAGAACUUGUGUCAAGAAUGCUUUCUCUCGAGUUCAGUCCUGGCUGUCGUCGCUUGACACCAGGAAAUGGGUAUUUGCAGGCUUUUGCCAACGAUAAUGCAACUAUCACUUUCGAUCCUAUUGAGUGUAUCACAGAACUGGGUAUCAAAACGGUCACAGGUGAUGAGCAACAAUUUGACUUGAUAGUCUGUGCCACAGGGUUUAAUUCGAACUUCAUUCCGCCUUGGAAGAUGCUGGGUCGCCAUGGAGCUACAUUGGAAGAGCGAUGGAAAGUCACCCCCGAGGCUUUCUUUGGGGUCCAAGUGGAUACAAUGCCGAACUAUUUUACCUUCAACGGACCCAAUUGUCCUGUUUCCCAUGGCUCGUUUCUUCGAGAAGUCUCUUGGACAUCCGAUUACAUUCUUCGCUGGGCCAAGAAGAUUGCUGCAGAGGAUAUCAAAUCAAUUGACGUUAGAAGGGAAGCCAUGGAUGACUACAAUGUUUACUGUCAGGAGUUCCUCAAGCGCAUGGUCUGGGCGGAUAAGUGCACACUGCUGCACUUCAAAGAUUGUCUUGAAAGUAUUGGAGGGGAGCACUUCAAUAUUGAGUAUCGCUCUAAGAACCGAUUCCGAUUCCUAGGUAACGGUGAAAGUGAUCCCCUUGGUGUCGACCCUGUGAUUGCCGACCCUCUUGAUCCCGAGCAGUCCGCCUGCACCGAGCAGGUUCAGGAAUUGGAGGGCCAAGUUGAAACUUGCAACGCCUCCUUGGAAGGGAGCAACAGGAGAGUUGAGAUCCUCGAGAGUGGUGCCGCAGUGUGCAACUCGCUGGAUGGUACAACUGUUCAGCGUGGAGGCCACAGCUACAAGCUUCACUGCAGCAAGAAGACACACUUCUCUCAAUACAAGCAGUUCACCACCAAGACCUUCGAUGAGUGCCUUGAGGCUUGCUCUGCUGAUGCAGGAUGCAAGUACCCUAUCUUCAUCAUGAAUGCUAAGGCCAACUGUAAGUUCUCUGGUGUCAAGCCUGCCGUUAUUCAGACUACCUCUGCCUUCCAGAUCCUGGCCGUCCCUACUCCGGCCAAAUAG